AUGUCCAUCAGUCAUAGCCCGGCCGACCACCCACCCUACCCUCUCCAUGCCUCCGUGAUAAACAAGCUCGACCCAGAAUAUGUGGAUUUCUAUAAUACGCAUGUAAUCAACAAACAACAAGUUCAUCUCCAACCGGUGGAGGCUUCUCGUACAAGCGGUGUCCUGAUCCCCGGCGGAGGUCCUUUGCUCCCCGUCGGGAGAACAGUCGACCUGCGCAUUGGUCGCCGUGUCACAGAGGGACCUGAAAUCCCGUUGCGCGCUUUUAUCCCUGAAGGCACAGCACCAGCGAGCGGAUGGCCGCUGAUGUUGUAUUACCACGGAGGCGGAUGGGUGCUGGGCAACAUCGAUACGGAGAAUCCGGUGUGCACCAACCUCUGUAACCGAGGUCGGUGCGUAGUAGUGACUGUCGACUAUCGUCUCGCUCCCGAGCAUCGCUGGCCCGCCGCCGUCCAUGAUUGCUGGGAAGCCCUUCUCUGGCUGCUGGCCGACGGUCCGACACAUCUCCCCAUUGACAUUCAGACUCUCGCAACAGGAGGCUCCUCCGCAGGCGGAAACCUAGCCUGCAUCAUCACCCAAAAGGCUCUUACACUCUCACCGCCCGUUCAUUUCAAGGCUCAGUUACUGUCCGUGCCGGUGACCGACAACACCGCCUCCGUAUCUACCAACGACGCCUACCGCGAGUACGAACACACCCCGGCUCUACCAGCAGCCAAGAUGCUCUGGUACCGCGAACACUACCUGCCGAAUCAGAAAGAUUGGGCGCACCCGGAGGCCAGUCCGCUGUUCUACACUGGAGAUUGGUCUGCUUUGCCGAGAGCCUUGGUCAUGGUGGGUGAAUUGGAUGUGCUAAGGACGGAGGGCGAGCAGUAUGCGCAGAAGCUACAGGAGGCAGGCGUGCCGGUGGACUUGCAGAUAAUGAAGGGCAUGCCCCAUCCGUUUUUGGCCAUGGACGCUGUUCUGAAGGAGGGGAAAAGGUCCAUCACAUUGAUGUGCGACCUGUUGAAGGAGGUUUUCUGGAAUGAGCACAAGUAG
Molecule: messenger RNA, 1032 nt
Organism: Aspergillus japonicus CBS 114.51
Lineage: Eukaryota; Fungi; Ascomycota; Eurotiomycetes; Eurotiales; Aspergillaceae
Product: alpha/beta hydrolase
Exons: 2
Coding region: 1-1032 (343 amino acids)
Molecular function (GO): hydrolase activity
Source: RefSeq, a predicted model, not a curated record